CGCUGACUCCUAUUGUUUACCGUUCCGUCGGCCGAUUGCCAGGAACAUCCUCGGCUUCCCCACGGAUUAGUCGUGCCCCCGACCACCUCCACAUACAAAGACAACCCCCCUCUCCCCCAAUCCAGAACCACACAACUGACUGGACUCACCCCUGAGAUACCCCAGAAAAUGGGCAAGAAAAUCGAAUGCUACCUCGACUGCGUGUCGCCAUAUAGCUUCUAUGCUUUUUCAUACCUGCAGAAGAAUGCCGCAGUGCUGGCGGAGCUGGGCGUCGAGAUUGAAUAUAUCCCUGUCUUCUUAGGGGGGAUUAACGUGGGCAGUGGAAACAAACCCCCUUGGACCCUCCCUGCGAAGGCUGCGUACUCCAAGUUUGACGGCCAGCGAGCCCAGAAGUACUUCGGACACAACUUUGAAGUUCCGUCUUUCUUUCCGAUUCUCUCUCUCUUGCCCCAACGCGCCCUCACCCACAUCAAAAAGACCCAGCCCAAGGAGAAACUAGCAUCAGCAUUCCAAUCCUGCUUCGACACGAUGUGGAACGGCCAUCUCGACAUCUCCAAGCCGGAGAGCCUUGCCACAGCGCUGGCCAAGACAUUCUCCUCGAGCUCCGAAGUCGAGGCGAUUCUGUCCGCCGCCGCCAGUCCCCAGAUCAAGGCUGAGUUGGCGGCAACGACGGAACGAGUCGUCAAGGAGCAGGGCGCGUUCGGAUGCCCGUGGUUUUGGGUGGUGAAUGGAGAAGGCAAGGGGGAGCCGUUCUUUGGAAGUGAUCGGUUUCAUUAUAUGUGGGAUUAUUUGGACCUGCCGUUUGAGGAUUUGAGGUUGAGGGCUAAGAUUUAGGGGGGUGGAUGUUGGGCGAUUGUUGACUUGUCGCAUGUCGUAAAGUGACUGUUCAGUGUCCCCUAUUGUUGAGUUACGAAGACUUGCCUUUACAAACUGCACCUUGAUAUCUAGAUUGUAGGAUUGGG
Molecule: messenger RNA, 962 nt
Organism: Aspergillus steynii IBT 23096
Lineage: Eukaryota; Fungi; Ascomycota; Eurotiomycetes; Eurotiales; Aspergillaceae
Product: putative DSBA family oxidoreductase
Exons: 5
Coding region: 169-834 (221 amino acids)
Biological process (GO): glutathione metabolic process
Cellular component (GO): peroxisome; mitochondrion
Molecular function (GO): glutathione transferase activity; glutathione peroxidase activity
Source: RefSeq, a predicted model, not a curated record